CUGCCGUCACCACGUGGGAGGGGUCUCUAAUAGCUGCAACCGGACCUGCAGCUCCACAGUCAGCAGAGCAGGACCGGCCCCCUCUCCACCUGCAGCCCGGGGACAGAGCCUGAAUCCCGGGGAGGAGAGCAUGAUGAACGGCCUGCAGGAGGAAGAGGAGGAGGAAGGUCUGGAGGACGAUGAGGAUUCGUCUCAACUGGAGAGGUUUAUGAAGGACCGAAGGAGAGCCAAGUCUCUUCCCGCGCUGCUGCUCGGUUCUCCCGGUAACAACGGUCCGAAGCGCGUAAAGUUCGCGGACUCCAUGGGUCUGAACCUGGCCAGCGUGAAGACCUUCAGCUCGCUGGAGGAACCAAGGAUCCCCAACAAGGUGUUGUCCCGCCACAAGAGCUUCCCACCCCCCCAGCAUGACUUCCUGAGCGACCUGUGCCAGAGCUUCAAACUCGGCCUGGACUUGGAGCGCCGCGCGCAGCGACUCCGCGUCGGUCUGGAGAGGGUCACCGUCACCAGAUUCGAUGUUCGGGGGCAGAUCCGGGUCCUGUGCGGCUGCAGGGACCGGGAGGUCGGGGUGAGAUACACCUUCAACAGCUGGCUCUCCUACGUGGACGCGCAGGCGCUGCCCGUGGCCGCCGCGGACCAGCCGGAUCGCUUCGAGUUCACCGUGUACACCCCCCCCUUCAUGGAGCCCGGGUCCGCGGUGCACUUCGCUGUGUAUCUACGGGGGGAGGAAGGGGAGUUCUGGGACAACAACGAGGGGAAGAACUACACCCUGCAUUACCGCAGCAACAGGCCGUUUGUCAGCGCGCCCUCCAACGCUAUAACCACACUAUAACUCUGUGGGGGAAAGGCUUUCUAUUCCAGCCCCACAAAUCUGCUGAAUAAAACCCACCCUGAGUUGUGGAGGGGUCUUUUCUGAGAUUAGGAAACUGGACUCUGCUCAGCUUCAGGUUUCUUUGAAUAAUGAAGGACCCUCCUGAUAUAGAGCCGAGGCUGCUUGUAUUUCUGCAGAUGUCCCUGGAUCCUCGCUGGAGUGGUUCUGGUCCGGCUGGGUAUUUGUUCCCUCUUUAAGGAAAUCUGCAGCUUCAGUGUCAACAACCUCCUGGACGUUUUGGAGCUGUUGUCUCUGUCUGAGCUCGGGAAUCCAUCUGGAAUGUAAACCCCCACAAACACAAGUUAUAUUCCUGUUCCUGAAGACACUUCUGUAAUCAAAGAUAAUUUACCAAAGCACUGAAGUGUUUGAGGAGGGGAUUCCUGUUGUUCUGUGAGGGACAAACAUGUCAACAACAAGCUGUUCUGUUCAACAGUCAGAUUGUAAACAGAAACAGAUGUUUUUAAGAAGCUUUAAAGGAUCAUGUCUGUUUUAAUCCUGCAGAGGAUACAUGUUUCCAUUCGUUGUUGCAUUAUGAUUGUUUGGAAAGUUUAAAAAUAAAAUAUGAAUGAAUGACUUGUUGAAACGGUGCAUGCAGCACGUUAAAAUGAGUCUGGUUUUUA
This is a messenger RNA of Eleginops maclovinus (Patagonian blennie), 1488 nucleotides long. It is a transcript of the gene ppp1r3g, whose product is annotated as protein phosphatase 1 regulatory subunit 3G. Gene Ontology annotation, biological process: regulation of glycogen biosynthetic process. The coding region runs from base 131 to 829 and encodes 232 amino acids. The record is from RefSeq and is a predicted model, not a curated record. Gene Ontology annotation, cellular component: protein phosphatase type 1 complex. Lineage: Eukaryota; Metazoa; Chordata; Actinopteri; Perciformes; Eleginopidae. Gene Ontology annotation, molecular function: glycogen binding; protein phosphatase 1 binding. The transcript has a single exon.